AUGUGGCUUACUUCGGCGAUCUACCUAGUUGUCUUCAAUAUCACUCAUUACACGAUAUUAGACUGGACUUUUGAUCGGCCAGUACCCGAUGUGACUGCUGGUCAUACGAAGAAGGUUGUUACCAACGCCAUCAUGCUCUCAGCAUACUGCAUUGGCAACUCAGCUGGCCCCUUGAUUAACCACGUCCCAUGCCACUGGGCUGUGAUGGGCGCAUGUUACAUCGUCUGUCCGGUACUUCUCCUUCUCAUCCGUGUCGUUCUCGUCCGAGAGAACAAGAUCCGUGAUGCUGAGCCUGUUGACGAUGAACUUGAAGAGGAAUAUGUGAUCGAGAGAAUCACUGAGGAUGGAAAGCGUGUAGAAGUUAAGGUCAACAAGGAAUUCCUGGAUUUGACGGAUAGGCAAAGCAGGGACUUCAGAUACGUUUUGUAA
Suillus discolor is the source of this 429-nucleotide messenger RNA. RefSeq lists its product as uncharacterized. Bases 1 to 429 code for a protein of 142 amino acids. Lineage: Eukaryota; Fungi; Basidiomycota; Agaricomycetes; Boletales; Suillaceae. The transcript has 5 exons. The record is from RefSeq and is a predicted model, not a curated record.